Molecule: messenger RNA, 1152 nt
Organism: Trypanosoma grayi
Lineage: Eukaryota; Euglenozoa; Kinetoplastea; Trypanosomatida; Trypanosomatidae
Product: beta propeller protein
Exons: 1
Coding region: 1-1152 (383 amino acids)
Biological process (GO): rRNA processing; positive regulation of transcription by RNA polymerase I
Cellular component (GO): nucleus; nucleolus
Molecular function (GO): protein binding; nucleic acid binding
Source: RefSeq, a predicted model, not a curated record
AUGAAUUUGAUGUCACUUGAUCAACGCGUGGUUGUUAGGUCGACUGAAACCUCAUUCGAGAGACAGUUUUCGGGUCAUCUUCGAGAUGUCAGAGAUGCCAUUUUUCUGGGUCGACACAACUUUGUGUCGGGCAGUGAUGACACAACCAUACGACUCUGGGACAUAAUGAAUGGGAGUGAACUAGAUGUCAGUAGGCUUCAUACAGAUUAUGUUCGCUGUCUUGAAAACUACUCACCAGGAUGUUUUUUCAGUGGUUCCUACGACCACACGAUUAAUAUAUGGGAUACUCGUAUUGGUUUUUCACACCCGCUUCAGACGAGUGGCCGAAAUGUUGAGAGUCCUAUAGAAGCAUUAUUAUUCACGCAUGCAAACCUCUUGGUGUGUGGUGCGGGUGACCAAAUAAUGCUGUUCGAUAUGCGCAAAGGUCUUUCCACUGCUCUUUUGCAGGAAUCACAUCAUACGAAAGCGGUGGUGACGCUCGCAUGCUCUAAGAAACACAAUGUGAUCAUUACCGGAUCACUCGAUCAAAGGGUGAAAAUGUUUUCUUUAGAGAAAGGAGGACUCGAUCCUGUGGCUAGCAAGAAGUUCGAUGCCCCAGUAACGGCUGUAGGGAUUCACCCCGAUUCUUCCGAAUUCGCUGUCGGUACAGCAGAAGGGGAGCUCCGUAUAAUGAAACUCGACGACAAUUCUCUAAAGGAAGAGGAAGAUGAUGAUAAAGAAAAACACCAGGACAAGCGAAAUGAUUUUUUAAAUGCAAAGCUUCACGACGUGCAACAACAACUCGUCUCUUAUCAGUAUAAUCGGGCGCUAAAAACAGCUCUGUAUUCACGCAAUUCUGAUGUUAUUGUUUCUACGCUUGAGGAACUUAUUCGUCGUGGGGCUUUACAUGUAGCGUUGAGUGGUCAGAAUGAUCGAACCAUUGUGCGCAUCCUUCGGUUUUCGGUAGACUACAUUGAUCGUCCAGAGUUCUAUGAGUCGAUGAUGAUUGUUUUGGACACAAUUUUUGAAAUUUACGGCACUUGCGUUGGGAAGAGCACUUUUCUUCACCGGGAAAUGAUAAUUGCGCAUCGGCGUCUGGGUUCUGUUCUUUCAACACUCCAAAGAAUGGAACGCACCAUGAGCAUAAUGGAGUUGAUUGUAAAUGACGUUUAA